GACUCAGGGCGGUUGGGACAUGGGCAUGGCGGAUCGCUCUACUCUAGUAAGGCGUGUUCAAUAAAUCUUUUACCCAGGAUACUGCAGACAAUUGGUUCCAAAGUUCAAGGGUAAAAUAUCCAGGAGCACAGCGCACGGGGGAGAACCAGAAGAGGGCGAGUCAAAGGAAAGUGUCAACGUGAUCCAUUUGGGAAAAUUAUAAAGAAAUCAGUCAUUGGUGUCGACAGCAAUAAACACAGGCAAGACACAAUAUGGCAGAGAGUACGAGUCCAAAAGGCAACUCUGGUGACUUUGCUAAAAAAGUCCAGAGACAGCUAAGCAGAAGCAAGGAAAAGGUUCUGCAAAGGCUGGGGAAGACAGUGGAGAGCAGAGAUGACCAAUUUGAACAGUGUCUCCAACAGUUUAAUGACCAGCAGACUGAUGGGAACCGGAUGUACAAGGAUCUGAGGAACUACAUUAAUGCAGUUAGAGACAUGCGUGAAGCUUCAAGACGCCUUUCCCAGUCUCUGUUUGACGCUUAUGAGACCGACUGGGCUGGAGAGGAAGAUCUAGGAGCCAUCGUAGAGGGGGAAGACCUCCUGUGGAAUGACUUUGAGGUGAAGCUAUUAGACCAGGCCGUACGCACCAUGGAGUCCUACGUGAGCCAAUUCCCAGAUGUCAGGGAGAAAGUAGCCAAGAGGGGGAGAAAACUGGUGGACUACGACUCUUCCCUCCACCACCUGGAGGCACUGCAGACUGCUAAGAAGAGGGACGAUGUCAAGAUUAACAAGGCAGAAGAAGAGAUGAAUGCUGCCAAAAGUGUCUAUGAAGGCAUCAACACUGAGUUAAAAGAAGAGCUGCCUGUGCUCUUUGAUAGCCGCGUUGGAUGCUUCGUGACAGUCUUCUCAGCUGUAUCAAAUUUACGAGACAUAUUCUAUAAGGAAAUGAGCACGCUCAACCUCGAUCUACAUAAUGUGAUAAAGGAGCUGCAGGCUCAGCAUCCGGACAAAAUGUUUGCCUUGAAGGGAAUGCAACGAUAUGGCUCCCUGAAGAGACGAAGUCUAAUGUCCCCUAAGGCCUGGAAAGCCAGCUUCUCUGAGUUUCACAAGAGCUAUAGCCCUAAACCUGCCCAGAGGUUUAGUUUCAAGUCCCCGGACAAGCCUCGCCACAGCACUCUGUCCAGAGAGAGCAGCACCCUCGCAGUCUCCCCGCCAUCACCUCUUCUGGAGACCCCCGAGUCCAGGGACCUGGACGCGGGAUCCAGCCACAGUGAGACCCACGGUUCUCCUGAACAAGGAGACGCUGCGGCUGGAAACCAGCUGAAGUCGCUGGAAGACAGCAGUCAGGUGGAAGAGGAGAAGGGCCUGAAAGAUGAGGAGCCUACGCCUCCUGCAGGAUCUGAUAAUAAGGGAGACGGUGAGAAAGCUCCGCCGAGCGAGAGCAGCUCUGAACUCAACAACUCCUGUGAUUCACUGAGCUUGGAGCUCCAGCUGUCUGCAGCAGACGACAGCCCGCUGCACAUCGAGGAGAGAGAAGACACUUCUCUAGUGCUCAACACUCCCAGACCAAAUGGACUGGAGAACGGAGAGGUUUCUGGGUUAAACUCUGAGACUAAGGACCUGAGCAUUCCUCACAAGAAUGCUCCUGCAGAAAAACAGGCAUCUCCGGAUUCAAAAAGCACAGACGUUUAAA
Molecule: messenger RNA, 1671 nt
Organism: Perca fluviatilis (European perch)
Lineage: Eukaryota; Metazoa; Chordata; Actinopteri; Perciformes; Percidae
Gene: bin2a
Product: bridging integrator 2a
Exons: 12
Coding region: 252-1670 (472 amino acids)
Biological process (GO): plasma membrane tubulation; phagocytosis, engulfment; podosome assembly
Cellular component (GO): plasma membrane; podosome; phagocytic cup
Molecular function (GO): protein binding; phospholipid binding
Source: RefSeq, a predicted model, not a curated record